Molecule: messenger RNA, 978 nt
Organism: Fusarium redolens
Lineage: Eukaryota; Fungi; Ascomycota; Sordariomycetes; Hypocreales; Nectriaceae
Exons: 7
Coding region: 1-978 (325 amino acids)
Source: RefSeq, a predicted model, not a curated record
AUGUCACUCAAAGGAAAAGUUUACGCGCUAACUGGCGGUGCAAGCGGAAUCGGCUUCGCAACAGCCAAAGUUCUUGCACAGCGCGGGGCUACUCUGAGCAUCGCUGACAUUGACCCCGAUGCCAUGUCAACUGCUACAGCAUACUUUAAUGAGCAAGGCAUCGAGGCAUUGGUUUCUCAUGUCGACGUCUCACAACGGUCUCAAGUCGAAGACUGGCUAGACGCUACUAUUAAGAAAUACGGGAGACUCGAUGGCGCAGCAAACGUGGCUGGUAUUAUUGGGAAGCAUCACGGUCUUCGUGCCGUAGCAGACCUGGAGGACGAAGAGUGGCAUAAGAUCAUCGCUGUGAAUUUGACAGGAACAAUGUAUUGUCUACGGGCACAGCUCAACCGGAUAGUAGACGGAGGCUCUAUCGUCAACGUCGCUUCUAUUCAUGGUAUCAAGGGCACGUUGCAAACUGCGCAUAGAUUUGCCAAGCACGGCGCCUAUGACACCAGCAAACAUGGAAUAGUUGGAUUGACAAGAGCGGCAGCAAAGGAGAACGGCCACCGAGAAGUGCGAGUCAACGCUGUUGCUCCUGGCGCUAUAUAUACCCCAUUGAUGAAGAAGGCAUGGGAUAUGCACAACCGACCGGACGACGCCGCUUUCGACGAGCCGACUGCCUUCCAGCGCCAAGCUUUUCUCCUCGGCCCCGAGAGUACCUUUAUUCUUGUAAAGGUCUACGAACCAGGCGUUCUCAGCAUCAGCUGCAACUUCCAGCUGAUCAGUCAAGAUCUUGGCAAUGCCGGAUCUCCUCGCUUCUGGGGCAACAGUGAGCGCCGUUAUAUGAGCGUGCCAUGGAGAAACCCCACUAUAUCCAACUAUGUUUCCAUCCAUAUCCUCACAAACUUGAAAGAGGGACGGCCAUUUUGCAUGGUAUUGGAGGUAGAAAUUGAGCUCAGGAAUAGCUAUAUGAAGCUGGAACUUGGUCGUCUUUAG